GUACGGGGCCGGGCACUGGGCAGGAACGGGGCCGGGCGGCGGGCAGGUACGGGGCCGGGCGCUGGGCAGGUAUGGGGCCGGGCUCUGGGCAGGUACGGGGCCAGGCGUUGGGCAGGUACAGGGCCGGGCGCUGGGCAGGUACGGGGCCGGGCGCUGGGCAGGUACGGGGCCGGGCGCUGGGCAGGUACGGGGCCGGGUGCUGGGCAGGUACUGGGCCGGGCACUGGGUAGGAACGGGGCCGGGCGCUGGGCAGGUACGGGGUCGGGCGAUGGGCAGGUACGGGGCCGGGCGCUGGGCAGGUACGGGGCCUUGCGCUGGGCGCGGAAUGGGGCCGGGCGCGGGGCUAGGUACGGGGCCGGGCGCGGGCUAG
This is a messenger RNA of Closterium sp. Naga37s-1, 370 nucleotides long. The record is from the annotation of a GenBank genome assembly. NCBI's taxonomy places the organism in Eukaryota, Viridiplantae, Streptophyta, Zygnematophyceae, Desmidiales, Closteriaceae.